This is a messenger RNA of Dinoponera quadriceps, 3308 nucleotides long. RefSeq names its product transcription factor Sox-9-B-like. The record is from RefSeq and is a predicted model, not a curated record. Gene Ontology annotation, biological process: regulation of transcription by RNA polymerase II. Lineage: Eukaryota; Metazoa; Arthropoda; Insecta; Hymenoptera; Formicidae. Gene Ontology annotation, molecular function: DNA-binding transcription factor activity, RNA polymerase II-specific; RNA polymerase II cis-regulatory region sequence-specific DNA binding. The transcript has 5 exons. Gene Ontology annotation, cellular component: nucleus. The coding region runs from base 588 to 1808 and encodes 406 amino acids.
AGUUUGCCGCGCGAACGUAAACUCUCGGUCGGUUCAGCCUUUACGUGGAUGGUAUUUUCGCGAGACAUCAUGAUAUACCAUCCUCCGGCUUGCGGUGGCACACGUGAAUUGUGAAAGAUAUGUAACUCCGGCGCGAUUAGUUUCGAUAUCCAGCCGGAGUGGCCGGUCAACGAACGCUCCGGAAGCAAAUGGAUCUAUACAUCUGAAUGGCAAUAAAGCCUCUCGUGCGUGAAAGACCGGAUGUUGUCAAGAUCGACCGAACGUUUGAAUCUACCGAGAGAGAGAGAGAGACUCGAAGGAGGAUCACUCGAUAAAAGACAUACCGGUAACGGUAGUAACGCGUUUGAAAAUAGUGGCAUUCGUCGAAGAGGAUCAUGCGUAAUAGGUCAUCUGCUGGGAAGAGAAUAAGCGACGAGAGCAGAAAGGCGAGAAUCGCGCGUGAUACGACAGCGAGCGAAAUUAAUUAAACGGUAAAAUUCGAGCACCUCUUAUCACGUCGCGUGAAAAAUCGCGAGUGACAGCGAUGACAAAGUGACAACAAAGUGUCGAAUCUUUCUCUUGUUGACGGAAGAACGCGCAAGAAGGGGAUGAAGAUGAACGACGUCACUCCGGAGAGCUCUGGCACGUCGGGCGGAAAUAACAAUAGCAUCAAUGGAAAUGGCAAAGCGUCGGCUGCCGUGACAGCCAAUGGCGGCGAGGGGAUCAGCGCAGCCGUCGCUAAGGUUCUUCAGGGUUACGACUGGACCCUGGUACCCGUCGCCACCAAGGGUUCCGGCGACAAAAGAGCGGCCCAUGUCAAGAGGCCCAUGAACGCGUUUAUGGUGUGGGCCCAAGCUGCGAGGCGAAAACUGGCUGAUCAGUAUCCUCAGCUUCACAAUGCCGAGCUGUCGAAAACGCUAGGAAAACUAUGGCGGCUCCUUUCUGACAACGAUAAGAAACCCUUCAUCGAGGAGGCCGAUCGGCUGCGCGUGAUCCACAAACGCGAGCAUCCCGACUACAAGUACCAGCCCCGACGUCGGAAACAGAACGGACCUUCCGGUCGCGAGAGCUCGCCCUCGCGAAAUCAGAGUAACGUGACGUUCAGCGUGUCCAGAUCGUUGAAGCAGGAGGACAUGAGUCCCAGGGGCGUUCAAGGGCCUAAUUCACCGCAAAGCGGCGUGAGCUCUUCGCCACCCACGACACCCAGUCAGGGUCUUUCACCGCCGACCCCACCUACGACUCCGAGAGGACAACACUACGUCAAUCAGAACAAUCAGCUUCAGCAGAACAACACCGUAUACUAUCAGGAGUUGGUGAGCACGCCGUCGAGCGAGUCGCCGCAUCAGCCGGCCGUCGAUCUUCGAUACAUCGAGGUCGGAGACGGUCUGCCCGGCGAAGAAAACGGUCUCGGCACGUUGGGCGGGCUCGGUCUGAAUCUCCCGGUGAAUUUUCAGGAGUGCGAGCAGGUUGAGAGCAACGAACUCGACCAGUAUCUACCACCCCAAACCGCACCGAUACAUCAGUAUCCACCCGUGCAAGUCACCACCGCUUCGCAAUGGUUACUCAACAGAUACGAGGAAGAGAUCGAGAGACCGAUCAAGCGCCACUGUUCGGAACAAGCGGUCGCGGAGGUGUCCUGGGACGACAGGACACAGGAGAUGGUGAGGUAUCACGAACUACAGCCGCCUCUUCCGCCAGUCCAGUAUAUAUCCGCCGCUCAUAAUGCGCAUCAUUCGACCACGCAGAUGGCACAUUCGCACGUGUCCGCACCCUACGCGCAGUAUCAUCGCUACGUACCUGGCAUCGAGACGUGGCCGAAUUAUAUGUAGACCGAUGAGGUAAACAACGACGGCUCGUUAUUUUAUCGGACUUGUCGACGCAUCUCUUAGAUCCGAGGUCGAGAAAUGAAUGAAUGCCAAAUUCGCUAAAAAUCCAAAUCCAGCGUUAUCAGCGCUGCGAAUUUAGAGAGAGAGAGAGAGAGAGGAGAGUAUCAAUAUAUAUAUAUAUAUAUGACACUUUGUAAGCGUUACAGAGUCGUUUUUCUGGAAAUUUGCGACCAAAGCUAGAAUCUUAUCGCUCCAAUUCCGCGUAACGAGUAUCAUGACGAUUACACGCGAACUCGUAUGAAUCGUUCUCAAAAGUAAUUAAAAGAAGCCAAAUAAGAAGGAGUCUGUCGCGUCUAAUUCGCGCAUUUUAAACAACGAAGAGUAUGUAAAAGAGCAUAAUAUAACAUUUAUAUAUUAUUGUGAAUAUAUAUUCCGGAAAUAUGAACAAAAUUCGUGACAAAUGUCUUUCCUCGCCCGACUUGAUCGAGGAAAGUGAAGGGUCGGUCGCACACUGGUCCGCACAAAUCAACUACGAGAGACUCUCGAAUCUUUAGUAGAGCCAAUUUUGUUUACCGAUUUAUAAAUACCGGUCUUUUUCUUCCGUACAAGCUAUCAGUCGAAUUAUAAAGUUGAGCGAAAUCUUCAAAUUCUCUGCGCAUUUUUCAUCAACAAGUGCUAAAUUGAUAUAAAUGGUUUAUCGUGGUAUUUAUCAAGACGUCACUCUUGAACGUUUAAUCGCUUUUGAAAUGAAUGCGUUAUGGAAAUCGACCGGGAGCGAAUUGGCCAUUCUCCGGCUUGAGAGUCUCUACUAUGUGGACGAGGCGCGGCCGCUGCUACUCACCAUGACAUCAUUCCAUGACAGCCGGCCAUUCCAAAGCGCAGAAUUUCAGGCCAAACAAACAGGCCGCUCGAUAUACACGCGGUGCCCCGACGCGUUCCGAAUGUAAUAAUAUAUAUAUAUAUAUAUAUAUAUGUACGUGCGAGACGCGCGCGAGACGUUUGAGACGCGCGAACGCUAUAAACCGUCGAUCGGUCGGUUCGCAGCGGGCACGCUCACGCACGUCUCGUUCAAAUAAACCGCUGAAACACGAUCGAGGGUGGCAACAAAUGUGCCUGGCGAUUUGCGAGUUCGAAGUAUUUCGGGCGUUGUGUCGUUGAAAUCUUGGCGACGAUCGCGCCCCGGGAGAAAAAGAUUGGAUGAAAUUGCCGUUUUCCGUUUACGAGAAUUGAUCGAAUCGGGGACAAUCGGUGUAUCGAAGACCACAAAUCAGCCUGACAUCGAGCGUUCGGUAAUGUACACGAGCUUACAGAUAGAUCCAUAUUAAAAUACGUAGAUCGCGUAUAUUAUACAUUAUUAACACUUAAUAGUUGUUAUGCCAACAAGCAGAGAGAGAGAGAGAGAGAGAGCGAGCUGCGCUUUUGUACUUAGAUAUUUAUUCACCACGUUACGAAGAAUCGAUAGAUUAACGUUUCGACGUAGUCUUGCACGUUCAAAGGCGAGCA